This is a messenger RNA of Nicotiana attenuata, 879 nucleotides long. RefSeq lists its product as uncharacterized. The record is from RefSeq and is a predicted model, not a curated record. The transcript has 3 exons. NCBI's taxonomy places the organism in Eukaryota, Viridiplantae, Streptophyta, Magnoliopsida, Solanales, Solanaceae. Bases 1 to 879 code for a protein of 292 amino acids.
AUGCUGGGGAGAAUUAAACAGUGGGCAGUGAAGUUUCUGAGCUAUGCAGGAAGAUUACAAUUGAUCAAAAGUGUACUUAUUGCUAUACAGUCUUUCUGGUCACAAAUUUUUCCUUUGCCAAAAAAGAUCAUUCAACUGGUUGAAGGCACUUGUAGGAAGUUCCUAUGGACUGGUGAUACUAGUUCGAGCACGAAGGCUUCAUUGGCAUGGGACAAGCUGUGCAGGCCUAAAACUAAAGGAGGAUUAAAUGUCACAGACCUCGGUACAUGGAAUAGGGCAGCUUUACUGAAACAUCUAUGGAGCUUGGGCAAAAAGAAGGAUAAGCUAUGGAUCAAAUGGAUACUGCAAGCUGGGAAAUACUUGAAUGAAGCAGGUUUGGACACUGGAAGGGUAAUGCAAACUGAUUCGUUUUCCAUUAGAGGAAUGUACAAGCAACUAAGAGGGGUAUUUCUAAAGGGGAGUUUAUAUACAAAAGAUAGAUUGAUUAGAUGGGGGAUGCAAGUAAGCCCAGAAUGUCCAUUAUGUGAGCAUGAGAUGGAAAGUCACAACCAUAUCUUCUUUACUUGUUCUUUCUCAAAAGAUGUUUGGAGAAGAAUAAUAAAUUGGAUGGGUAUCAGUCGAGAACUAGAAGGAUGGGAUGAGGAGAUCAAAUGGGCAAUAGAACAGGUGAAAGACAACGGAUCCAAAACCAUGUUGUACAGGCUGAGUAUGACCGGAGCAAUGUAUCACAUAUGGCUGGAAAGAAAUAGAAGGAUCUUUCAGAAGAUUAAAAGAAGCAGUGAAGAUAUUACUACACAAAUAGUUAGAGAUAUUCAUUAUAUAGGCUAUAGCCAUAGUAGAUUGAGGAAUAGUUUACAAAAGCUCAACUAUUAUCCUUAG